Molecule: messenger RNA, 2019 nt
Organism: Arachis duranensis
Lineage: Eukaryota; Viridiplantae; Streptophyta; Magnoliopsida; Fabales; Fabaceae
Exons: 2
Coding region: 1536-1961 (141 amino acids)
Source: RefSeq, a predicted model, not a curated record
ACCUGGUAAGUAUGUCUUCUUUGUCUGAGAUAGAGUAUGGAAUCUGAAGAAUAGCUUGUGCCAAAUUGUGAUUAAAAGAUUGAAUUGUUUGGUGUUUUCACUAUCUGUCUGCUAUAAUUAAGACUGAAAUCUAGAUAAGUUGUUGAUUUGGGCUUUGAAACAAUAAUUUUUGUAUGGGGUUAAAUUGUUUGAGCCAAAGAGUCUUGUAUGUUUUGACUUGACUUAAUUGUCUUCUUACCUUCUAGCAAACUCCUCCAAUCUUGUGAGGAAUUUAUUUCAAUAUCAGUCUUUAGAAACGUAGAAUACCUAGAAUACUUACUUUGGUAUACUUCAAAGUAAGAGGGGGCAACUUAGUUUACAAUUUCUAGUCCUAUUUUUUUUAAGAGUGUCAAAUUAAAUACUUUUAAAUCAAAGUUCAAUCACCUUGAACUUUUGAUCUACUGAUUAUCUCUCAACUAACCCACUGCAUUCUUCUUUCCAUUCUCUUUUAACCCCACAAAAACUGUACGACAACUCUAUAAAUUUCAUCGAUUAAAGUAUUGUAAAACUUAAAGCAACUAAGAGUAUAAAUAGAGACAACCAAAGUUUGAAUUGUAUUGUAGUUGAAGGUUAUUUGACUAGUAACUGGGGAGAGAGAUAAAGCACUUUAGGGGUGAUGUUAGAAGAGAAAACAUAACUGGAGAGAUUAUACUCCAAAGAUUGGAAGAUGCAAUUCGAUUAUUGUUAGAAAAAGAUGGUGCCAUAGCCAAAUAAGUUACUAUGAUAAGUUAAUUACAAAAAUAUUGUUAAAUGGAUUGAAGGAAAAAAUAACAUUAGUGGGAAUUAUGAUUCUUGAGAAACAAAACAGAAUUUAUCCACAUCUUUCAACGUAUGAAAGUGGUAUACAAGAAAGACAAAUAGUUUCUGACCAUGGGAGCAGAUUGCUUUAAAUAAAGCUAGUAGGUGGACAACUGUGGAGUUCAUCAAUCAAAUUACUUAUGCAUUCACAAUAAAGGAUAAAGAUGCUUAGUAAUAUAAGGUGUUUAUGUAAUAUAUGCAUGUAUAUAGUUGGUGAGCCAUGAAAUUGUGAUAGUUUGUAAUAUUAGGUGGAUAGGUUUACUAAAGAAAUGGAAAAUAUGUUGAAUGUGCUGAGUUGGAUUCAAUGUCCAUGUAAUCUAAGUUUUUUUUAUGACAUUGUCAAAAGGGAUUAUUAGGACUAAAUUCCCAUAAUGGUCCCCCAGAUUCAGCCCGUGCACUGAUUUAGCCCCUGAGAUUUCAAUUGCACUUUUUUAUGUCCUCCAAAUUGCGAUCCGCGCAACAUAAUGGUCCUUCAGUGAAUUUCCGGCGUGACUCAGCAACGGCCUUGCUUAUGUGGCACAGCCACUGCCACGUUGGACGUUAGAGUGUACAGAUGACGUGGAUUAUGUUGUAAAAUUUCUCAAUGUAGUUCCUGUCUUCAUUUUUAAACCCUAAAACUUCAUUGGCCUCCCCUCAAUCUGGUUCUCUCCAUCAACGUCUCCUUCUGCAUCUGUUGUGUACACCAAUAUCUGUCCCCCAUGAGAGGAACUGGGAGCCAUGUCACAGGAAGUUCCAACCGGUCAUCGUCGACGGAGAAUUGGAGAAGAAGCACAACGCAAAUUAGGCAGGGGCGGGUUCCGGGCUGGUGCGGCUGUGGUUGUCGCCCGGUGCUAAGGUGGUCAGGGAUGGAGACGCAUCCUAACAAGCCCUUCUUUGGUUGCCCCAACUAUAAUACAAGUGGAAAAAUAUGGUGUGGGUUAUUCGUCUGGACAAAUUGUGUGCAAGAGGAGCUGCCUGAAAGAGCUAUUUCAGGAGAUGAUGAUGGUGAUAGGAAGAUGAACUUUGCAUGGCGAAUGGGGAAGAUGGAGGCAGACAUUAGGAAUCUGAAAUUCAUUACUCAUGUUCUUGGAUUUGGGUUCUUAGUAGUUGUUGUUUUUGUAGGAAUGGUGCUAUUAAAGGGUUGAGAACAUGUCAAUGUAAUGUAGUUCCCAAAGUAACGAAUGAAAGUGUUAUGUGGUAACA